Messenger RNA from Rhodofomes roseus, 366 nucleotides. RefSeq lists its product as uncharacterized. The transcript has a single exon. The record is from RefSeq and is a predicted model, not a curated record. The coding region runs from base 94 to 291 and encodes 65 amino acids. NCBI's taxonomy places the organism in Eukaryota, Fungi, Basidiomycota, Agaricomycetes, Polyporales, Fomitopsidaceae.
AUUCGGACCUCGGACUUCAUUGCAUCGCAUCCCUUACGCAUUCCAUACCCUGAAUGCUGAUACCUCCCGACGACAUACCCGACGGCGUUCACGAUGCCGCCACCUGACUUAUUCCUCACAGUAUCUCCCCCUGCUGCUCUCCUCGCUGUCGACAUACAUAUCUCAUCUCUCUACGCAUCCUCAUACUCAAUUGCAUCACUGUUGUCUCCGUCGCUGGGAUAUCUCGUCUGGACCCCCGCCAGCAUCGCGCCCGGCGCAAUCCACAUCAUCGUCAUGGCUCCUCUCCACUGAUCCGCCCUACCCUACCCGUCCUAUCAUCCGCUACCUCAAUCCACCGCUAAUCGCGUUCGCGCUCCGCGACACAGC